Molecule: messenger RNA, 3294 nt
Organism: Macrosteles quadrilineatus (aster leafhopper)
Lineage: Eukaryota; Metazoa; Arthropoda; Insecta; Hemiptera; Cicadellidae
Exons: 2
Coding region: 1-3294 (1097 amino acids)
Biological process (GO): DNA integration
Molecular function (GO): nucleic acid binding
Source: RefSeq, a predicted model, not a curated record
AUGGCGCAGUCGAAUGAAGAACCCGUAUCCCUGAACAUUAAGCCUCCUGAAGCCUUUUCCUUCAAUCCUCACGACUGGAAGACAUGGAAGACUCGCUUUGAGAGGUAUUAUUCCCUUAGCAAUUUAGCUCUACAUUCUGGUAAGCAUCAGAUUGACAUGCUUAUAUACUGUAUGGGGGAAAAGGGAGAGGAUAUACUUAACUCAUUCAGGUUAAAUGACAAUGACAAAUCUAAUUACAAAGUUGUUCUAAAGAAGUUUGACGAUCAUUUCCUUCCAAAAAAGAACCUAAUUUUUGAACGGGCUAGGUUUCUAAAACUUAAACAGGGUUCCAUGCCGAUUGAGAACUUCAUCACAGACCUUCACAAUCAUGCAAAAAACUGUGAUUGGGGUCAGAUUGAAGAGGAGAUGAUUCUGAUGGUUUUGAUUAUUGGUAUGCAGGACGAAUCACUAAGUGAUCGUCUUCAACUUGAACCCGAAUUAAAACUUAACACAGCUAUUAACACUAUCCGCUUAGGUUCUAUUGAUGUUAAAUACAAAGUAGAACUGAAAAAUAACGCCAAUCCAUUUGCAAUCAACACACCUCGUCGGAUUCCUCUUCCUCUUUGGGAAUCUACUAAAGAAGAGCUUGAAAGAAUGGUGUCAAUGGGGGUGAUUGCUGAGGUACACCAUGCCACAGACUGGUGCUCUCCAAUGGUUGUUGUACCAAAGAAGGACUCUAACAAAGUUCGCAUCUGUGUGGAUCUUACUAAAUUAAACAGAUGCGUCAAACGAAGAUACUAUCCUAUUCAACCCAUCGACAUAACACUUGCCCAAAUCUCAGAAGCAAAAUGCUACUCUAAAUUGGAUGCUAAUAAUGGAUUCUGGCAGAUCACAUUGGACGAAGAAUCCCAAGAUUUGACAACGUUCCUGACACCGUUUGGACGCUUUAAAUUUCUGAAACUACCCUUUGGAAUAACAUCUGCACCAGAAGUAUUCCAGGAAUGCGUGAAUCGAACCCUUAAAGGUCAAAUGAAUGCACUUGCGCACAUGGACGAUAUAAUUGUUUGGGGGAAAACUCAACAAGAACAUGACUAUUUCUUAGAAGAAGUACUUACCAAACUUGAACGUGCAGGCUUCACCUUAAACAGAGACAAAUGUUUGUUCUCUCAAACCUCCUUAACCUACUUAGGUCACCAUCUAUCCGAAUCAGGAAUCAAAGUCGAUGAGACGAAAGUCGAAGCUAUAAGAAAAAUGGCACCUCCAACAGAUAUUUUGGGUGUACAAAGGUUACUUGGCAUGGUUAACUUUAUUGGCAAAUACAUACCUAACAAAAGUAGAUUACUAAAACCCAUUACCGACCUUCUAAGUAGAAAAAACGAAUGGUGUUGGGGGUUUGAACAACAGAAAGCAUUCGAUGAACUUAAAGAAUUAUUGGCAUCUCCACCUCAACUAGCAUUCUAUGACAAGGAUAAACCAACUAUGAUUUCUGCUGACUCAUCAACACAAGGCUUGGGUGGAGUACUUUUACAACAACAAACAGAUGGAAAUUGGAAACCUAUUUCUUAUAUUUCACGUACUCUGAGCGAAACCGAACGAAACUACUCUGACAUUGAACGAGAAGCUCUAUCUCUAACAUGGAGCUGUGACAAGUUUAAAGACUAUAUUGUGGGCAAGCACAUCACGUUGGAAACAGAUCACAAACCUUUAGUAAGUAUUUUGACUACUAAAGAGGUCAAUGAUAUGACACCCCGUCUUCAAAGGCUCAGACUUCGAAUGAUGAGAUAUUCCUACAAUGUUACAUAUACUCCUGGCAAACAUUUAGCAACUGCUGAUUGUCUCUCAAGAAGCCCUGUAGCAACUAAUGAGAGUUAUGAUUUGGAUGAGGAAGUUGAACUGGCCAUCCACACAGUAACAAGAAACAUUGCCUAUGUAACUGACAUGGUUCUUGAUAGAAUUGCAUCGGCACAGCGGGCUAGCUCAGAACUCAGGGUAAUUAAAUCUUACUGCUCAACUGAAUGGCCUGAUAAAACUAAGAUUCCCGAUAAUCUUAAGCCAUACUUCACAGUUCGGGAUGAAAUCUCUUUUUGUGACGGACUAUUGCUUAGAGGAGAACGUCUCAUAAUCCCGACAACUCUUAGACAAGAAAUGUUGACAAGAAUACAUACAGGCCACCUAGGCAUAACGAAAUGUCGACUUAGAGCCAACAAUAGUAUGUGGUGGCCAGGAAUGUCACUUGACAUUGAGAAAUUUGUUAAUGAUUGUCCUAAAUGUACUGAACAUAGAACACAACAUCAUGAACCCCUUUUGCCCAGUGAGCUUCCAUCUCGUCCUUGGGAAAAGGCAGCGAUUGAUCUCUUUAAACUUGAAGGGACAUGGUUCGUAGUUAUCACUGACUGUUUUUCACGUUAUUUUGAAAUAGCUACAUUAAAAAACCUGUCAACUGCUGAAAUAAUCGAAAAAUGUAAAUCUGUAUUUUGCCGUCACGGUAUACCAAUUGAGCUACGAUCUGAUUGUGGUACACAGUUUGCUACCAGAUACACUGGUCUUGAAAACUCUGAAUUCAAAACGUUUGCUCAAAGCUAUAACUUUAAACUUGUGACGAGCAGUCCAAGCUACCACCAAAGUAACGGUGCAGCUGAAGCUGCAGUCAAAAUAGCGAAGAGUGUGCUAAAGAAAAACAAAGACGACCCAUAUUUGGCCCUCCUAACCUACCGCAAUACACCUCUAUCCACAAGUGGAUACAGUCCUGCUCAGCUAAUAUACAACAGAUCACUGCGAGAUAAUCUGCCUGUUUUACCUAAAAAACUUGAAAUCAAACCCGAUCUCUCCCAACUACAGGAAAAAGAAGAUACUUACAGAGCAUCUUACAAGAGAAACUACGAUAGGCGCUACGCUACAAAAGAACUUCCAUCGCUGCCUGUAGGUAAAAAAGUAUGGAUCCAAGACCUAAAAAGAGAGGGGAUUAUUAUCAGCUUAGGACAAGAGCCAAGGUCAUACUGGGUUAAGACAGGAAACACUACGUUGAGAAGGAAUCGACACCACCUUUUGCCUUACAAAGGUAAUACAACCAAACCGAACAAUCCUAUUCCUUUAUCCAUUAAAGAUACAAUGCCAGAUACUCUGCCAUUUACUACUGUUACUCAAACCAACUCGUCCCUAUCAAAUACUACUGAAAAAGCAACUACUACUCCAUCUAGAACACCCCAAGAUUACAGUAAAUCUUUUUCACGAUCAACAAUUCCCAAUCAAGAAGCUGCAAUUAAAAAAUCAUCAAGAGGCAGAAUUAUAAGACCAACCAAACGAUUUCCUGAAUAA